UAUUACUUGGUCUGUUUUAUUUAAUGUUUGAACAGUCCACGGGCUUGCUGCCAUAACUAGUCUUCCUACCACCCUGUUUUCUCGGUGUGAUGCUCUUUUCCGCUAUCUAGGUCUUGUCCCUGGGUCUCUUUGGCUGCGACGGAACCUGGAAGUGGCGAGGCUGCAAACAUGCCCUUUCUUCUGCCAGAAACCCUUGGUGUGACAACACAGCAAAGACUGGUGAUUGCUGGUGCGGUGGGCCUUGCCACGGCUGGCAUCGUCAGCAGCGCAGUCUGGUGGUACAGAAGGACCUCCAAACCGGUGUUCAAACCGGUAGGCCAACUGAGUGAGAUUUGGAUCCACCCAAUCAAGUCGUGCCGAGGUCAUCAGGUGUCGAGUGCAGAGUGCACGCCGGCGGGGCUUCGCGGCAAUGGUCUGUACGACAGGGUCUUCGUCGUACUGAGUGAAGCAAAUAGGAUGGUGACUUUGCGACAGGAGCCCACGUUGGCUCUGCUUGAGCCACGAAUCUCGGAAGACGGAGACUGUCUCAUUCUCGAGGCGCCCGGGAUGGACCCGCUUAGCGUUCGCUUGUCGGACAUUGCGGAGUCUGUAAACCCUGUCAGAACAUUUGGAAUCUGGAGACUAGACGGGGAAGGUAUGGACUGUGGCGAAGACGCUGGAACCUGGCUGAGCACCUACCUCAAGAAGCCUGACCACAAGCUAGUCUACUUCAAGGAGGGCCACAAUAAACCCAGGCGACAGAAUAUGGAUUCCAAGUGGGGUGAUAAAUUCACCUCUAAGGACAAGCUGACGGGUUACCAAGACCUGGCUCCGAUACUUUUGCUGACUCAAGCUUCUUUGGACGACCUGAAUUCCCACCUGGAACAGCCCAUUUCCGCAAGAAAUGCCCGGCCAAACCUGGUAGUGUCGGGGGCCAGUGCCUUUGACGAGGAUUUGUGGAAAUACGUCAGGAUUGGCGACACUGUAACCAUGCGAAGGACGCAUGCGUGUGGAAGAUGCAGAUUGACGACAGUCGAUCCAGAGACGGGUGCGUUUAGGAGUGAUGGUGAACCGUUGGCAACUCUCAAAAAGUAUCGCAUGUUAGACAAGUCUAACCCGGAUAGCAAGCCUUUAGGUGUCGCUCCGGUGUUGGGGUCAAACCUUGUCUGUGAAGUCUUUGGAUCCAUCAAAGUUGGCGACACGGUGUACGCAGCAGUUUGAAUUCUUAGACGAAUCUUGUGACUGCGGUGACUAUCAAAGCAGGCGCUCUGUUAUACUGAAGGGCGACCAAAGGAAAUGCCCAAUGAAACAUCGCUGGGCUCGUCUCUAUAAACGAUGUUUAAUUGAGAUUUGAUCCUUCGAAUUUAUUUUGGCUCAGCAAAGGUAAUUGUGAAAUCUCUUUUAAUGUGAAGUGGAGUUUUACAUAGUUCAAUAAUUGCGAAUAAGAAUGUGUAAUUACAAUUAUAUAUGACAAAGGGAAAGCAUUAUGAUGUCUUUCAAUUUAUACAUGUAUUUUUCAACCGAAUUUUUAAAUCUCCAUCGCACACUCGUCAUAAUAUCAUGUCCUCAGAUUCAUGUAUAUUUUUAAGAUUCUAUUCAGGAAUAUUACACGUAUAUUAACUUGGAAUAAAAUGCCGCAAUAGAGCCUCAUUUUAACAGUACAGACAUGCAUUAACUAGGUAAAAGAAACUUUAAAAAUUGUCCAUUUGCAUAAACUCUUUUGAAAGUUAAAACAAGUGAAAUAAGUAAUGAGAUGACACUCUAAUUUCUGCAUGAGAAUAUUGACAUUUUAAAAAUUGAUUCUGUUAUCUGUUAAAUCGUUCUCGACCACAUCUAUACCAUCAUCUGACCAGACAGUGAAAUUAAUUUUCCCGAUAUUUUGUGACAAAGA
Acanthaster planci (crown-of-thorns starfish) is the source of this 1870-nucleotide messenger RNA. RefSeq names its product mitochondrial amidoxime-reducing component 1-like. Gene Ontology annotation, molecular function: molybdopterin cofactor binding; nitrate reductase activity; molybdenum ion binding. NCBI's taxonomy places the organism in Eukaryota, Metazoa, Echinodermata, Asteroidea, Valvatida, Acanthasteridae. The record is from RefSeq and is a predicted model, not a curated record. Gene Ontology annotation, cellular component: mitochondrial inner membrane. Gene Ontology annotation, biological process: nitrate metabolic process.